Messenger RNA from Pyricularia oryzae 70-15, 1350 nucleotides. RefSeq lists its product as uncharacterized. NCBI's taxonomy places the organism in Eukaryota, Fungi, Ascomycota, Sordariomycetes, Magnaporthales, Pyriculariaceae. Bases 222 to 1250 code for a protein of 342 amino acids. Gene Ontology annotation, molecular function: oxidoreductase activity; iron ion binding. Gene Ontology annotation, biological process: lipid biosynthetic process. The record is from RefSeq and is a predicted model, not a curated record. The transcript has a single exon.
AUCUCAUCCCGCUGUGGUUCAGCAAUGCAAAAGACGCCUCGAUAAUUGGUAUCAUGAUAUCUGGGCAAUGAUCGCCAACCUUACUCCCAUAUUUUUGCAGUUUAAGUGAACUGCGACACUUCACUUCCAAGACUAAGAUUUUGUACCCAACACACAUCCCAAAAGACAGCUGCACUUCACCCACGAUCAAACAUCAGCGUCCAAACGCUGAAGCCGUCACAAUGGACAUACUUUUGUCACUCCCCAUUUUGUCAUACUUUUUCGCACCGUCCAUGACUUCAUGGUCGACGUCGCUGAACCUACUCUUUUUUUACAUGACAUGGACGACACUCGUCCUGUCCCACAGCCCCCUGCGCAUCGAGCUGGUGGGCAUGCUGGCCAUCCGCGUAGCACUGUUCCUCGUACCAUCGCUCGUAUCCCUGCUGUUCGACACCUUAAUCCCCAGCCUGGCCGAAAGCAUCAAGUUCGAGGGCGCCUCUUCCCUACCCCCUCGGGACGCCUCCCAGCUGGCCCGCACGGUCGGCCUGGUCCUGGUGAACCUCGCGCUCGAAACCUCGGUCCAGGCCGGCGUCAGCACGUCCUACACUCUGCUCACCAAGAGCCCGCUGCUGCAGACCUCGACGACGCUGCCGCUCCCCUGGGCCAUCAUCAAGCACGUGGGCGCCAUGCUGGCCGCCCGCGAGGUCCUCACCUACCUCAUCCACCGCCACGUCCUGCACAACCGCAAAGACGGCGGGCGGGUCGCGCGGUGGCACGGAACUUACGGUGCACACGCCCGGAGCGGCGGUGCGGCCCCCUACUCGCUGCUGCUGUGCGCCGACCACCCGGUCUCGUUCCUGCUGCACCGCUUCGUCCCGCUCUACCUGCCGGCGCUGGUGUUGCGCCCGCACCUGCUCACAUUUUUGCUCGUCGCCGCCCUGGCGACCGCGGAGGAGACGCUCGCCAUGUCGGGGUACAGCGUCGUGCCGGGAAUUCUGAUGGGCGGGAUCGCGCGUCGCACCGCUGUGCAUUGCUGCUGCAGCGGUGGGGCAAGGCAGCAGGGGAAUUUUGGCGCGUGGGGUCUGCUGGACUGGAUGUGCGGCACUAGCAUUGGAAAGGACGUCAUGGCGGAUGUCAGAGACGAGGCGGAGAAGCAUCGCGUCAAGGAGAGGGGGGAAAAGGCGGCGAGCGAUGGGGUUGGGAUGAUUCAGGGUGGAAUUGAUGGAUUGAGGAGAUCACAGCGGAAUAGGAAUUCGAGAAGGGUGGAUUAGUGCAUUUCGCUAGUUUUUUUUUUUUUUUUUUUUUUUUUUUUAGUUUUAUUAUGUGAAACGCUUUGUCUGGUGUGUAAUAAGAAUCAAAUGUUUUGGCCCA